Molecule: messenger RNA, 595 nt
Organism: Sorex araneus (European shrew)
Lineage: Eukaryota; Metazoa; Chordata; Mammalia; Eulipotyphla; Soricidae
Gene: PEX39
Product: chromosome 4 C6orf226 homolog
Exons: 1
Coding region: 52-360 (102 amino acids)
Source: RefSeq, a predicted model, not a curated record
GCCCAGUUUCCCGGAAGUGCUUGUCGGGGGCUGCGGGCCGGAGCUGGGCGCAUGGACCCGCCGUGCCCUGCUCCUGCGGCCGCGCCCGCGGGGUCCGCUCCCGCCUCGGUUUCGCUGGCGCAGCUCCUGCAGCUGGUGCAGCAGGGCCGGGAGCUGCCGGGCCUGGAGAAGCGCCACAUCGCUGCCACCCUGGGCGAGCCCACGGCGUCGCGGCUGCCCCGGAAGCCCAAGCCCUGGGAGGCCGCGGUCCCCGCGCCGCCGCCCGCGACUCCGAGCCGCGAGCCCGAGGACCCCCGCGCGCGCCCCCUGGACGUCCCUGCCGGAGAGCAGCCCGGCGGAGCAGCGCCCGCGCAGUCCUAAGCGGCCCCCCGCCCGCGGUCUCAGCACCCGCGCCCUGCCCGAGGGGACCCCGCGCCCGCGCCCUGCUCGAGGGCUGGUCCGCAGCCUGGGGGAACAGACCGGGAAUGGACCCGGGAAUGCGCCUCCGGGAACACCCGUGUUCAGGGUCAGUGUUUUUGACCAGGACCGCAAUAAGGAAACGUUUUGUAUCCUGUUUCAGCCUUCGUGAUGUAAUUGAAACAAAUCUUUCUUGACC